Messenger RNA from Kwoniella mangroviensis CBS 8507, 1461 nucleotides. RefSeq lists its product as uncharacterized. The record is from RefSeq and is a predicted model, not a curated record. The coding region runs from base 1 to 1461 and encodes 486 amino acids. NCBI's taxonomy places the organism in Eukaryota, Fungi, Basidiomycota, Tremellomycetes, Tremellales, Cryptococcaceae. The transcript has a single exon.
AUGACCAAGGACGCCUCGACCAUCUCACUCUCAAUUCCAAAUCCACCCUCUACCACCGCUAGGUGGAGCAAUAUCGGCACUGGGGUAAGGCAUUUCCAGCCUUCCGAUUUCGAACGUACCAUUCCUCAAGGUGAUUAUACCACUAAAUUCGAUAAUCGAUCGUUCGGAUAUCCGCCAAUUGGAGUACACUCGACUCCCACCGCUCACGCUGAGGUACAGCCCAAUACGCUGUCUACGGCGAUGGGCGAAGAAAGGACAUUUGAAGGGCUAGCCUCUGAUCUCGCAAAGACCCUUGCGUUCAACGAGGGUGAUAUCAAUGUAGUUGUCGAUAUCGAUGAUAUGUCCGGACAGAAAUCAUAUGAUAUGUACAGAAGACGAAAUGCUCAACCUGCCAUUCAGCCCAUUCCACUCUCACCAGCUGUAGCGGGAUCAUUGAGUGAGAAUGAGCGAUCGAUGGAGAGAAGCAAUAGUAAUAAUAGCAACAAUCCGUUCUUACCUGAAAAAAUGAAGAGGGGUAUCCAACAUCAACACCCACACCGAUACCAAUAUCCCCAGCCAGGUUCAAUUGGACAUGGAGAUUGGUACUAUAUCACCCCGCAUGAUAGGAGUGGAAGUGACAAGUCAACUCAACUUGGUGAGAUUGAGCAACAAGACGGCUAUCCCAAUGCCAACAUUCAAACCUACAGGAACGUAGGAACUUUCCCAAGCAUUGAAAACGGGAACGACAUUUUUGCCAUCACAGAUGAACAUCACGGUACAGUCCAUUUGCGUCAACAAGAUUACCACCCAUCUUACAUCCCAGAGCUCGAAUCGAACAUUCACACCUUACAGACCGAAUUAUCCUCUCUCAAGGAGGAUUACACAACCAUGGCUGAUCGUAAAGAACACUAUAAAGGGAAAUACAACCAGACCUAUACCGAUCUAACAAACGCGAAUGAACGAAUCGAUUCUUUGAACGGGAACAUACGUGAAUUCAAAGAGAUGUAUACCAAGGCCAGCAAAAUUUCUCAAAGGAAUUAUACCGAUUGGUCCAAAUCGCAAUCUAUGAUAUUAGACUUGAACGGAAAGAUCAAAUCGCUCUUAAGUGAUAAAGAAACUAUGCAAAUUAGGAUUGAGGGAUUGGAGAGUGAUAAAGUGAGAUUUUAUGCUGACAAUCAUGCGUUGAGAUCCGAGAUGAAAGGGUUAGAUGAACAAAUUAGAACUUAUCGAGAUGGGAGUUAUCAAGAUGGACUUCGUAUUGCAGAAGAGAAGAUGUAUAGUGAGAGCCUUCAGAUGAAGGUAAGAGAGUUGGAAGAUCGUAUUCAUAGGACCAGAGGUGGAUCCCAUUCCGACCACCAAGGGGAGGGUUAUGAGAGAUCGAUUUAUGGGGAAGGUGAGGAUGAAAAGGUUUAUAGGUAUGAGGAGAGAGAACCAACUCAAGCUCAAGAUGAUCAAGCGGAUCAAGCGGAUCGAUCCGAAUGA